Molecule: messenger RNA, 1218 nt
Organism: Protopterus annectens (West African lungfish)
Lineage: Eukaryota; Metazoa; Chordata; Ceratodontiformes; Protopteridae
Product: vomeronasal type-2 receptor 26-like
Exons: 4
Coding region: 1-1218 (405 amino acids)
Biological process (GO): G protein-coupled receptor signaling pathway
Cellular component (GO): membrane
Molecular function (GO): G protein-coupled receptor activity
Source: RefSeq, a predicted model, not a curated record
AUGGUUAACUAUUUUGGCAAGUUCAGACCAGAUUUCAGUGAAUUAACAGACCCUUUGAGAGAGCUAACAUGCAAGAAUGUUGUAAAGUCAUGGCUACAACAGCACCAGAGAGCAUUUGAUGGAGUAGAACCAUUCAAUGCCAAUAUCAUAUGGUACGACAGUUCCCCUCAGAUUCCCAAAUCACAGUGCAGUGAAAGCUGUUCUCCUGGGUAUAGAAAAGCAAUUCGGUCAGGACAGCCAUUCUGCUGUUUUGACUGCAUCCUGUGCUCAGAAGGAGAAAUUGCAAAUCACACUGAUUCAGAAGAGUGCUUGAAAUGCCCUUAUGAGUACUGGCCCAAUAAUAUGCAGGACAGCUGUAUACCAAAAGUUAUUGAAUAUUUAGCUUUGGAAGACCCUUUGGGCACAAUACUGGCUACAGUAGCCAUUUUAUAUGCAGUACUUACUGGAGUAAUUCUUCUUGUCUUUGUAAAGAACCACAACACACCUGUUGUUAGAGCUAAUAACCGUGUACUCAGUUAUCUUUUACUUAUAUCACUUGUUCUUUGUUUCCUGUGCUGCUUAAUAUUUAUUGGGCAUCCUGUUAAACUAACAUGUGUUCUUCGCCAGACAGCUUUUGGAUUAAUAUUUGCUGUUUGUGUGUCCUGUGUGCUAGCAAAAACAGUGAUGGUCACUAUAGCAUUCAGUGCCACAAAUCCAAGUAGCAGCCUAAGGAAGUGGGUUGGGCCAACACUCCCGAAUACCAUUGUUACAGUGUGUACACUUGCUCAAGGAGUUUUAUGUACUACUUGGAUAAUAAGUUCUCCUCCAUUUCCAGAAGUGAACAUGAAGUCACAGAUUGGAAAAAUCAUCCUAGAGUGUAAUGAAGGAUCUGUCACUGCUUUCUGGUGCAUGCUGGGAUAUAUGGGUCUACUAGCAGUUGUGAGUUUCAUAAUGGCAUUUGUAUCAAGAAAACUACCAGAAAGUUUUAAUGAAGCCAAAUAUAUCACUUUUAGUUUGAUUGUGUUUGUUAGUGUAUGGCUGUGUUUUAUUCCUGCAUAUAUUGGCACAAAAGGGAAAUAUAUGGUUGCAGUGGAGAUUUUUGCCAUUCUAUCCUCUAGUGCUGGUUUGUUGCUGUGCAUUUUUAUCCCUAAAUGCUAUAUUAUUCUGCUGAGGCCUGAAAUAAAUACAAAAGACUUUUUGUUAGGAAAAGGAGUGUAUGAUAGUAAAAAGGUUAAAUGA